Molecule: messenger RNA, 1182 nt
Organism: Puccinia triticina
Lineage: Eukaryota; Fungi; Basidiomycota; Pucciniomycetes; Pucciniales; Pucciniaceae
Exons: 3
Coding region: 1-1182 (393 amino acids)
Source: RefSeq, a predicted model, not a curated record
AUGUUAGAAUCAGAUAUACAGCUCACAAGUGAUCAAAAUCAGUCCUUUUUCAACAAAACAAAAUCUUCAUUCAACUCAUGCUUGAAGAUGACUGUGAAAAUCAUAUUAUUGCCAUUCAACUUGAUCCUGGCACGCUUAAUGGGUUCACUUCUGGCAGUCUUUUUGAUAGCUAUACUCUUGUAUUGCUUUGGUUCCUUCUUUGAAUCAAAAUCUAAUUGGCUUGCAGGAUCCAAAUUUUUUUUCAAUUUGUUUCCUUCAGUUAGCGGUAUAUACUGCUCAGUCUUCUCUGGUAAAUCAUGCCAAUCACAAUAUUUACAAAGCUCAAACUCCAAAGAAGAAAUCGGACGUAUUGCAAAGACCCUUUCAAGCACCACAGCAAAAGCAUCCAAUGUUUUCGAAUCUAUUUCUCACUUGAGCAAUCCAACCAACCUCGAAAUUUACCAGACAGAAAUAUGGGAGCUUACUUUUGCAAUCCGAUAUUCCAGUAAUCUUGAAGAAAAAGAUGUGAUGGCUGAAGAACUUUGGGAAUUGGGAGGAAUGACCGGAAAAUUGAAGGACAAGGUUAUCGAAUUAAACGGGAAGGCAAUCAAUUCUUUUUCUUCCAUUGCGCAUGAAUUUGCACGUGUAGGAAAAGUUAUCCAAUUGGUUAGCAACGGGAAAAACUCAUACUCAAUCAAUACAAUACAGAAGAACUUGCAGCUAGCAUUCUCCAACUUUGACUGGGAGCUGAAGCGAUUGAUCGACUCCAUUGAGGAUUCAAUUCCUCUCGCUUCAAGAACAGCAAGUCUUGGUCUCCAAGUUUCGGAGAGAAUUCAUAAAGAACGAUACGCACUCCAAAGUUUUCAAGACAACCAGCCACUCUGGAGGAAACUACUUGAUCAGACCACCAAAGGUGGCAAGCGACUGAAGAGAGAUUUGACAUUGACAGCAAGAAGUAUUCACACUGCAAGAGCUCUACACACUGGUCUUGAGGAGAUUCGGAGCGAUUUGGUAUCUUACCGUAACCAUGUUUCACAUUUCAAAGCUGCAAUCUCAGGCUGGCAUCUGGCAGAUCAUGGUCUUACCGCCGAGUAUGAGCUUCACUCUAUGGAGACUACUAUCAAUCAACUUUGCGAAACAAUUUCAUCAGCCAAGAGAAAUACUCAUACAAAGUAUAUUAGAAUACCCUCUGUUGGUUUAUAG